This is a messenger RNA of Drepanopeziza brunnea f. sp. 'multigermtubi' MB_m1, 1440 nucleotides long. The record is from RefSeq and is a predicted model, not a curated record. Lineage: Eukaryota; Fungi; Ascomycota; Leotiomycetes; Helotiales; Drepanopezizaceae.
AUGCAAUCAAUCGAUCCCCGAGGCAGCGAGAAUAUACAAAGAGCUUCUGGAACGUCAGCAAGAGCUCAAACAACAAGGACACCGGCACCGGCGGACCCCCUCUCGAGAUUCGCGGAACCUCCUUUAAUGCUACCGAACGACCCAGGCACUCGGAAUACCUUCGAAGCCUUAAACGAAGAUACGUCGGACCUCGGUUUUAACCUCGAUUCAUUACCGUAUCUAAAGCUAGAGAAUCAUACAAAAGCAAGGUUAAUUAUCGAGGACUUCUUAGACAUAAAGAGUAAAGGAUUAAGAGACUACGAGCUUUACAUGCUCGAAAAAGAAAACGAAAAGCUCCGACGUCAAAAUAACGCUAUUGCGCGAGACUUCGACGACCUCCGUAAUUUGACGAUUACGAAAGACGUGCAACAGCGUAAAAAGAGAAUCGAAGAGGCUACAAGGCACAAGGAAGAGCUCGAAGCAGCUAAGGCAGCAAGGCAAUCAUCAAGGCGAAGUUCUCGCGAUUCACUUUCCUCUCUCAUCUUCGAUCUGGUUCGCAGCAAGCCUAAGGCAAAGAUCAAACCUACCGAAGAAAGAGAGAAUAGAAAGGGAAGCGAGUGGAAUAAGCACGGAAGAAGAAGAGGAGGACACGGUAGCCCGACGAAAAGAGAGGAAAACGGACCUCCAAAAGACCUUAGAUUCGGAAAUGAGCCGCUAAAGGACCUUGGACAAGACCUUGAACGAGGAUACGAACCCCUCGGCGGACCUAGGCCAAACCGACCCCUUACUAGCACCCCUUUUUCGACCCGGGUAAUAGCCAAGCACACUUACGGCAUCUUAAGAGCAUUUAACGACGAUAGAGACGAUUUCUUUGAGCUAAGAGCAGCAGACCUUCACUUAAGAGCGAAGGAAUUAGCCUUGUUUGCAAGAAGCUUUCUUAAGGAACUAAACGAGUGCUUCGAAAAACUCGCUAAAGAGCUCAAAGGCAUUCAGAGCUCGCUACGACUAGGUCUAAAAGACGAUAAAAGUCUCGCUGACAAGCUGUAUUCAGCUUGUAAAAACGUGCUAAAGACGACCAUUGCGCGAAUAAACCUUGCUUCUACCUUUACCGCCGCAGUUGCUAACAUUCGCCGAGCAAUUGGUUUUGCAACUGAGAGCAUUCAACCUCUUAAGAGUGAGAGCUAUCGACCUUCCAAGGCAAGCAGAGCUUACGCGAGCUUUAGCGAGCCAUUUGAUCAGUCUCAGCACUCUUCUCAGCACUCCUCUCAAACCUCAAGCAAGGCUGAUUCCGACGACCUUGAGGACGAGUACGAGUGUUUUAUUCAAGGCUGCCAAUACGGAGGAGAGCACUUUAAGGGGAGCUCACUCGUGAACCAAGGUUCACGGGCCACUAAGCAUGCUUCGCUUAGCCUGUCACAAGUCAAAGGGCCCUCCCAACCUGCUUGUAAACCUAGUAUUUAG